CCUAUCAUGGAGAAUGUUUAUCUGGGCAGGACGUUGAUUAGAUUACCUUAGGUCCUCCUCUAGUCUUGUGCGUCAGGAGAUCUAGACUUUUUACGCUUGGCCCACUGUGAUUGGGAUGUUUCCUGUUUACUCUUGAUCCCGCGCAACACCGGCCACUCUUCGUUGAUCAUAUUAAAUCCCACUUUAUUUCCCUUGUGAUUAUCUUCGCCUCAGAAACAACGUGGCAUGUUUUCUGUGAAUCGUGUGAUUGACGGCCUCGCUAAAUGUCCCAUGGUGGUCUUAGAUCCUGCACGUUGAGAGACCUUGUUUGAAACUGCAUAUACCCAUCCAUUUCUCAUCUGAUGGAUGAUCGUUCCCAUCGAAUAUACCGAAUGCACAGGGCAGUUGGCAGUCGCUUACUGCCUACAAUCCUUUGCGCCCUGCCCUGGGUCGGCCGCGUCCACGCCGGAGUCCCGUAUACACCCUCGAGUCUCAUAUACUCUCCCCACCAGAACGGUUCGUUUGCCUACCUGCUCCGACCCGGAGACCCAGAUCAAAAUAGGACGGAGUUCCUCUCACUAAAUGUCUCCGGUGACAUUGACCCAGAUAACCCGGUGUAUACCGUGCUCCUGGACGAGGCACCCUUCCGAAACCACAGUGGGACAUCGGCAUCGGCAUAUGUCUCUGUUGUCGAUCAGUAUGGUGUGGUGAAGGUUUACACGGGCGACUGCCAGAAUCCGGAUGACCAGGGUAUGCUAUGGCAGUUUCAACCUGAUUCGAGCAGUUCUACCGGUAAUGGGACAUGGGCGAAAUUCUCGGUGGAUGGAACCGAGGGUCAGACUUCCGGGCCAAAUUAUUUGUCGGCUGGGUUUGCAUUUGCGUCUUCCAACACCACCCAGACCUCUUUGUUUGCCUUUGCUGGCAUGUGCCCCUACCAAGAUGACCCUGGAACGUCCUGGAUCGCGGCCGCAAACUACUCCCAGAUGAUGAUGAUGUUAGACCCGGUGACCUCUGAUGACGGAGGUUUUUACCAGGCUUCAACCACUAGUGAUAGAGCACCUCCAAUCCCAGAAGCAGGAUUUACCAUCACUCCUUUACAAGCCACGUACGCAUACUUGGAUGGUGAGCGCCGACAACAGCAGGACUUUUUGUUGAUUGGUGGCCACACUCAGCAGGCAUUUAUCAAUAUGUCGGAACUGGCUAUCUUUUCGGCCCCGCAAAACAGUUGGAGCUUUGCCACGGUUGAUUCUGUCAUAGAGACGCAGAAGACUGAGCGAGCAAUCCGUGAUACCUCAGUUGAACCCCGGUCUGGUCACACCGCCGUUCUCUCGCCGGAUGGGAGCCAGGUGGUUGUCUUUGGGGGCUGGGUCGGCAACACUAGUGUACCUGCAACACCCCAGCUCGCUGUUCUCGAAAUAGGAGGUGGCUUUGCCGGCUCUGGAGAUUGGGUCUGGAAGAUACCGUCCAUGACUGACGCGGGGAUCGCCGACGGAACUGGGAUCUACGGACAUGGGGCUACAAUGCUUCCUGGAGGAGUUAUGAUGAUCGCAGGGGGAUAUCAGAUAUCUCAAUCUUCGAAACGUUCUGUGAUGGAAUCCCAGCUGAACCCAGAGGUUUAUCUGUAUAAUGUGACCGCAGGCAGUUGGGCGCCUUCAUACCAAAACCCCAACGCAGUGGCGCUCCAGCAGUCUGUUGGUGUUUCUUCUGCAGAGUCGGGUUCUUCUUCAUCGAAAAAGGCCGGCCUUGGGGUUGGGCUGGGCCUGGGAAUUCCUGCCCUGGCUGGGCUUGCCAUCUUCGUUUUCUUUUUUCGCCGAAGGCAUAUGGCACGUCGAACACGGAGCCGGGAGCUUCGCAAGCUGGCGUUAGGUGCGCAGAGAGCCCACUUCUGGGGGAGAGACGAACCGAAUAUGGCUAGCAGUAUCAGAGAUCCUUCGAUGAGCGAGGCGGGAGUGAAUAGCGACUAUCCUUGGAACAUGAAUAACAACAAUCGAAGUUUUGGAAGAAACCGCAACUGGCGAGCAAAUGGAGAAGCGGCCGCGGAAAGAACUGGCUUGCUCGGAGAUGUUCCAAGCCCUGCGAAACAUCAUCGACCAGCGUCGAAUGCUCGAAUGCACCGCCCCCCUACACAAUAUAAUGACUAUAGGAGAGGGGAAGCAACCAGCGAUAUCCACCCAAUCGAUGAACGCGAGGAAGAUGAAGAACGUUCUGCGGGAAGGAGUGGCGCACGAGAUCCCUCGGACCCCUCCACAGGGCCGGAAUUUCCCAUACCCCAGGAACCAUGUCUGAAGGGGAAGCCCCCUGGCCCUUUUUCUGGCUCGGAAUCUGUUGCCUUGGGCAGUCCAACUGCAGACGGACGCAUAUCGCCCGAUAAGAGUGAGCGUACCUCAUCCACGCUCUCGGACUCUUCGACGUCAUCAGCGAAAUCUACCAAAUCCGCCUGCACAUCUGGUCCCAGCGGAGAAAAAUCUCGAAACCGAGAUAGCGUAGCCACAACCCUAUCCUACGAGAAGCGCUACUCAUCCGAUUCUUACUCUACCGCGCACACCUCAUUCUCUCAACGACAGAUAGAAGGCGAGCACCUCCUCCAAGAUGCUCCCGAGCCAUCUGCCGUCCUAGUUCUUAGUCGGCCGCGAGCUUCCGAGUGGAUAGGAAACGUCCGGCGAGUACUCUCUGUCACCCGAAAACGACCGUCCAUCAACAAAGAUCCAAACCCAGCUUCCCUCGCCUCCGGGAUUGAUGGAAGACACACCGUGCUCGGGAUUUCCGCCGCGGAAGCAAGAAUCCCCCAAAGAUCCGUGAGUGCGUCCGCCGAGCUCUUUAGACGGAAGCAGGGAGCCAAGGACUGGGGUGCCGGAACCAGGGCCUCUCGGGAGUCGAUGGGCGGGAUGGCAUUCCACACGGCCCGGUCGACGCGCGCUGAUUUGGGGCUCGAGAGAAGGCUGGACCCGGAAAGCGACGAAGACUGGGAUGUCGAACGUGCCGCCGAGGGCCGUCGGGUGCAGGUGACAUUUACGGUGCCGAAGGAGAAGCUGCGGGUUGUCAAUGCGACGGCUCGUGAUCUGGACGAUUUAUCGGAGAAGUCGGUCAGUCGGAGGAACAGUUCUUCAUAUUCAUAAUUCAGACUUGAUCCUGCUUUGCAUAGUGUUGGUGGCCGUGGAGGUUAUUCUCUCUCCACCUGCGCUUGGAGGCUGAGGUAGGUAUUCGGAUAUCCCCGUGUUGCGGCGGGGGUUGAUUGUUUUCAUUUCUUUUCGUCUUCCUGUCGACUUUCAGACUGUUACCCACUUGUGAUGUUU
Molecule: messenger RNA, 3272 nt
Organism: Aspergillus ochraceoroseus IBT 24754
Lineage: Eukaryota; Fungi; Ascomycota; Eurotiomycetes; Eurotiales; Aspergillaceae
Exons: 1
Coding region: 372-3095 (907 amino acids)
Source: RefSeq, a predicted model, not a curated record